Molecule: messenger RNA, 2955 nt
Organism: Closterium sp. Naga37s-1
Lineage: Eukaryota; Viridiplantae; Streptophyta; Zygnematophyceae; Desmidiales; Closteriaceae
Source: the annotation of a GenBank genome assembly
AUGGCGCUGCACUUGCCGUCCCACGCUCUCGCUGCGCGCUUGUCGGGAUUCACGGAGGCGCGUUUGUUCGGUCUACGUGUGACGUUGAUAUCCCCUGCGCGCACCGCUGCGCGCUCUCUGACUCUCGCCUCUCCGCCUUGCGCGCAGCCCGCAUGUGCGCCAAUCGCGGGUCCUCGUGCGCAAGCGGGCACGGCGCAGGCGGAUGCUGGGCGGGCGGAUUCGGCGACAGGCGCAGCGCAAGGCGCAGUGGCGGGCGCAGCAGCAGGCGCAGUCCGCGCUGCAGCAGGCGACGGUGACAGAGGCGCGAGAGAGGCGGCAUCGGCGCAAGAAGGACGGGCGGCGGCGCGGGGAGGAAGGGCGGCCCCGGAGUCGGAAUCGAGCUUGGAGCCCGGCAGCGUUGACGGCUUUCACUCGCUGGGGCUGCCGGCGGGUGUGACGGAGCGCGUGGCGUCGCUGGGGCUGCUCGAGCCCACCGACAUCCAACUACGCGCCGUGCCCGCGCUCAUGCAAGUGGCCGUGCCUCUACUUCCUUUUCCCUUCCGCCCCCCUUUCCUCCUUGUCUACCAUCCCUUUCCCUUUCACCCUUUUCCCUCACAACCUUCUCCCCGAUCACCCUUCCUGAACCACGAUGCUCUUCCCUCCUCGCCCGCCUUUUCCCUUCUGCCUCUCCUCAAUCAUCCCCGCAACAUGCUCCACUCCUCCCCAUCGUUCUUCAAUCUACUCGUCCCUCCCACCCGCCACAUGCAUACCUCCUGCGCCCCGCACGGACGCGGUCCUGCAGUCGUGCAAGGCGCUCGCCUAUCUGCUGGCCAUCCCCCUUCCCCCCUUUCCCCAUCCCGCUUCCCCUCAUCCCCCCCCCAACCACCACCAGGCACGGACGCAGUGCUCCAAUCCUUCACGGGGUCAGGCAAGACGCUCGCCUAUCUGCUGCCCAUCCUCGCCUCCGUGGGCCCUCUCAGCCGCCCCCCUGGCCACGCCGACACCACUGGGGCUGCUGGGGGCGGCGGGGGGGAGAGGGAGGGGGCAGGCAAGGGCAAGAGAGGCAAGAAGGGGCGCGCAGGCGGAGGGGGAGGGGGCGGGGGAGGAGGGGGCGGAGGGGGCGUGGAGGCGGUGGUGGUGGCGCCGUCACGGGAGCUGGCGAUGCAGAUCGUGAGAGAGGCGGAACGCGUGCUGGGGGAGGAGCACAAGGUGAGAGGGGGGAGGGGCGAGGAGCACAAGCGCUGUGUGCAGCAGCUGAUCGGAGGGGCGAACCCCCAUCGGCAGGAGGAGGCGCUGAAGAAAUACCGACCGUCCAUCGUGGUGGGCACGCCGGGGCGCAUCGAGGAGAGCAGCCGUGCGGGGCGGCUGUCAACCCACUCGUGCCGCUGGCUGGUGCUGGACGAGGCGGACAUGCUGCUGUCGCACCGCUUCAGGAUGGAUAUGUUGAGGAUUCUGGACCACGUGGGAAGGCGCAAGUCCGUUCACCACCCUGCACCCAGCACCACCACUGCCACGGCAGCAGCAGGCAGCAUGAGGACAGAGAGGCAGCUGGUGAUGGUGUCAGCCACGGUGCCCCGGCCUGUGCUGGAGGCCGCCUGCAAGUGGGGCAACCACCCGACGCUCGUCCAGCAGCAUGCCGUGCAGCCCAUCGACGCCCGCUCUGCUGCUGCUGCUGCUGCUGCUGCUGCUGCUGCUGCUGCCAGCCCAGCCAGUGACUUGCUUCCUGUUCCUGCUGCCACAGCAUCAGCAGUGCACGGGGCGCCGCCUGCAGCAGUGCUGGCAGGAGGGGUGGCUGGGGGGUUGCUGGCAUCGCUAGGAGGCGGUGAGGAGGGGCCGCUGGUGGCGCUGAGUGACAGCUUGCCGCCCAACCUCGAGCACUGCAAAUGCAUCACUGCCCCUGCUCCCUCCCCACUCCUCUUUAACCCUCCUUCACCUCCCCAUCAUAUCCUUUUGCACCCAUCUGCUCUCAUCCUUCCCAUCCUCUCCCUCUCUCCCAACCCCCUCCCCUUUCUCUCCCCACACAGCUACAUCGUGCGCCGUGCAUCGUGCCCAUCCAUCUCUUGCCCCCCCUUCUCGCUCCCCAUGUUGCUGUGCUGUGGCGGCACCAUGUGGACGUGGUGCGUCGCUGUGUGCACGCACUGCCAGCACCCUCCACCCAUCAGCCUCCAUCCCUCAUCCCCCCCCACUCUCCCCCACUUUCCCUUCCCCCCACACAACUACAUAGUGGUGAACAGGCGUCAUCACGUGGACAUCGUGCGGCGCUGUGCGCAUGCGUUGGAGGCGUGGUCAGCCAUGGUGUUCAUGAACUUUGGGCGCCGCCUGGUGGACGUGCAGCACAAGCUGGAGGCCAGAGGGCUGUCCGCUGCUGCGCUGCAUGGCACCAUCUCCAAGCUCGCCCGCACCAACAUCAUGUCCUCCUUCAGGUGCCGCCCGCCUUCAGGUGCUGCCCUCUUGCAGGUGCCACCCACCCUGCUUCAGGUGCUGCCCUCUUUCAGGUGCCACGCUACUUCAGGUGCCGCCCUCUUGCAGGUGCCACCCUGCUUCAGGUGCCGCCCUCCUUCAGGUGCCGCCCUCCUUCAGGUGCCGCCCUCCUUCAGGUGCCGCCCUCCUUCAGGUGCUGGACUCUCGUCCUCCCCUCCCUUCGCCCCUACCAAAUGCCGUCAACUCUCGACUCCCCAUGCUGGCAGGGAUGGCGGGGUGCGAGUGCUGCUGGCCACGGAGGUGGGUGCACGCGGGCUGGACGUGGUGGCCUGUGACCUCGUAGUCAACCUCGAGCUGCCCGCCUCGCCCGCCCACUAUGCGCACCGCGCCGGCCGCACGGGGCGGCUGGGGCGGCGCGGCGUGGUGGUGUCGGUGUGUGAGGAGCGCGAGGAGUUUGUGGUGCAGCGUGUGGCGCGGGAGCUGGGCGUGAAGAUGGCGCGCAUGGAGGUGGUGGAGGGCAGCCUCGUGCCGUAUGAGGGGCGCAUGAAGUACUGA